Alligator sinensis (Chinese alligator) is the source of this 1288-nucleotide messenger RNA. It is a transcript of the gene GALR1, whose product is annotated as galanin receptor 1. Bases 1 to 972 code for a protein of 323 amino acids. The transcript has 4 exons. Lineage: Eukaryota; Metazoa; Chordata; Crocodylia; Alligatoridae. The record is from RefSeq and is a predicted model, not a curated record. Gene Ontology annotation, cellular component: membrane. Gene Ontology annotation, biological process: negative regulation of adenylate cyclase activity; G protein-coupled receptor signaling pathway; positive regulation of cytosolic calcium ion concentration. Gene Ontology annotation, molecular function: galanin receptor activity.
AUGGCCAAGGAAUGUGUAGGUCUCUUAUGGAAUGCAGAGGGCAGUAUAGUAAGCGCGGCGCUGCUGGGCAUCGGCGUGGAGAACCUGGUCACGCUGCUGGUCUUCGGGCUCAUCUUCGCUCUGGGCGUGCUGGGCAACGCGCUGGUCAUCACGGUGCUGGCGCGGAGCCGCGCGGGGCAGCCGCGGAGCACCACCAACAUCUUCAUCCUCAACCUGAGCAUCGCGGACCUGGCCUACCUGCUCUUCUGCGUGCCCUUCCAGGCCACGGUGUACGCGCUGCCCGGCUGGGCGCUGGGCGCCUUCGCCUGCAAGUUCACGCACUACUUCUUCACCGUGUCCAUGCUGGUCAGCAUCUUCACGCUCUCGGCCAUGGCCGUGGACCGCUACGUGGCCAUCGUGCACUCGCGCCGCUCCUCGGCCCUGCGGGUGGCCCGCCACGCGCUGCUGGGCGUGGGGCUCAUCUGGGCGCUGGCGCUGGCCCUGGCCUCGCCCGUGGCCACGCACCAGCGCCUGGUGUACCGCGCCUCCGGCAACCUCACCUUCUGCUGGGAGCAGUGGCCCGACCCGCGCCACCAGAAGCUCUACGCUGUCCUUAAUCAUCUACAUAAAAAGUUGAGAAACACAUCAAAGAAAUCAGAAGCAUCCAAGAAAAAGACAGCUCAAACUGUAUUGGUGGUGGUAGUGGUUUUUGGGAUAUCCUGGCUGCCACAUCAUAUAAUCCACCUCUGGGCUGAAUUUGGAGUUUUCCCACUGACUCAAGCUUCGUUUCUCUUCAGAGUAACAGCGCACUGUCUGGCUUACAGCAAUUCUUCUGUGAAUCCUAUCAUAUACGCGUUCCUCUCUGAAAAUUUUAGGAAGGCCUACAAACAAGUCUUCAAAUGUCAGAUAGGUAAUGAAUCUCCUCUGAAUGAUGUUAAAGAAAAUAAAAGUCGGAUUGAUACACCACCAUCUACCAAUUGUACUCAUGUGUGAAUAAGUAAAGAAAAAAUUCUGUGAUGUUGGGUUUUCAUUUGUGUGGAUUAGACUACUAGAGGACAAAGCACAAUGAGCUUCCCAAAAGAGCUGCAUCUUUCAGCUUCAUCUUGGUAUCGGGGAUUUAAUUUAAUGAAAUUCUGUAUUUAGAAAACCUUGUGAAUUCAUUUUAAAGAUAACUGGGCACAUUCUUAAUCUGCUAGACAUCUUUGUCUAGCACAUGUCAAAUGAAGCUUUCUGUCCUUUGAAAGAUGUUCCAGGAAAAAAUGGGUAAUGGUAUGUCUGUGCUAAUUCAUUUAUUCAUUUAGAUGGGAAG